Molecule: messenger RNA, 1839 nt
Organism: Ostrea edulis (European flat oyster)
Lineage: Eukaryota; Metazoa; Mollusca; Bivalvia; Ostreida; Ostreidae
Product: tektin-4-like
Exons: 6
Coding region: 159-1517 (452 amino acids)
Biological process (GO): cilium movement involved in cell motility; cilium assembly
Cellular component (GO): microtubule cytoskeleton; nucleus
Source: RefSeq, a predicted model, not a curated record
UACCCCGGAAGUCGACUCUGCCAUAGCGACCAUCAACAACCGUAUUAUCGAGUCACAGGUGAAGCAGACUCCUCUCUAGUUUUUAGUUGAGUUUCUCGUCACAUGCGAAUGUGGCAGUAGUGGUGGACUAAUUUUUAGAUUGGACUUCACAUAAAAUCAUGGCAACAGCAACAUUAGCCAGCAGGGAGAUUGCUCCAGAAAGACCACAAGUUCACAUCGCUGAAACAUCUGGGGGAUCUCGUAACGCCGACAUGGAAAUCACAUACACGGGGAACACAGGGAACGAUAUGGGGAUCUCCACAAUGGGCUUCAGGGCUUCGAAAUACAACCCUCCUGAAUGGCACGAGAGCAAUUAUGCUAAGUAUUACCAAUCCUUUGUCGACAGGGACAAUGCUGAGAGGAUUCGCCACGAGUCUAAGAGAACCGCUAAUGAAACAGAAUCCACUACCAAUAAAACGCAAGGAGAAGUUACUAAGAAACUGGGCGAAAGAAUUCAGGACAUUAACUUUUGGAAAUUUGAAUUAGAAAGGGAAAUUCAAGAUGUAAUUGCUGAAACAGAUCUUCUUCUGGCACAGAAAAAAAGGUUGGAAAAUGCACUUCGUGCAACAGAAAUUCCUCUUCACAUAAGUACAGAUAACUUGAACUGCCGACAGAGAAGACAGGCCGUUGAUCUGGUGCAGGAUAAUGUAGAACUUGGACUGCUGAAGGAAGUUGAAAUAAUCAACAAUGUUCAAGAUUUGCUCAAGAAAACAAUUGACCAGUCAGAAAAACAAAUUAAAUUAAAUCGAGAUGCAAAACAAAACCUUGAAAUGGACUGGAGUGAUAAGAAAGAGGCUUUGGAGAUUGAUACCAGAUCUGGUGCCCUUAGAAAUGAACACACAGAUAAGCAGUUUUACUCUGGAGCAGCCAAGUUUGAGGAAAUUCAGUCCACCCCUGAGUCCUGGGCCCAGUUCACACACGACAACAUUGUCCGUGGAGAACACGAGAGGAUGGCUUCUAUUCAGCUGAGACAGCUAAUUGACAACAUCUUGGCCGACACCUCCCGGGACAUGAGGGAGCAGUGUGACACAGUUGAUGUCUGCUUCCAGAAACGUUUGGAAGAAAUGGAGGAUUCUAAAACUAAAAUGGAGGAAAACUUGAGAAAGAUUUGUGAUGAAAUUGCACAAAUGGAGAAGAACAUUGAUAUGCUGAGGAAGGCUAUACGUGACAAAGAGAACCCAAUGAAAGUGUCCCAGACUCGCCUCAACAACCGCACGUACAGACCCGGCGUCGAGCUCUGUCGAGAUCCUGUGCAAUACAAGCUUGUGGGAGAAGUGAACGAGAUUGCACAGUCCAUUGAUGCUCUAUCAGAACAACUGAACAAUGGAGAAAACUCUAGAAAGGACCUGCAGGACAACAGGAUGGCUCUAGAGAAAGAAAUUGCCUGCAAGAAGAACAGUAUAUUUAUUGACAGGGACAAGUGUGUUAGCGUACGCACGAGGUACCCCACCACACUCAAACUGCAGGGAUACCAGUAACGCUACAGAGCGCCCCCUGUAAACUUAUUAUUUCACUGCUUCUGUCUGUCUAGAUCUGUUGUCAGAUCACAAGCUUGCACUGCACACUCAUUAAUGUACUGGUUGAUACAUUUUUUCUCUCUAAAAUUAUGGACAUGAUAAUUUAUGUUGCCAUUACUGGAUUUAAAAUCAUGCAUCAUCAAAAUGUGUUUGUAGAACCAAGUAGGUCUAUUUCAAAUACAUCUUGUACAAUUUUUUCCUUGCCUUUUGAACAUUAAAUUAUAAGUGUGAUAUUGAUGAAAAAAAACAGUAUUUUGUAAAUAAAAGUAUAUGUGAAGAGUAA